Molecule: messenger RNA, 3378 nt
Organism: Conger conger (European conger)
Lineage: Eukaryota; Metazoa; Chordata; Actinopteri; Anguilliformes; Congridae
Product: potassium/sodium hyperpolarization-activated cyclic nucleotide-gated channel 2-like
Biological process (GO): potassium ion transport; transmembrane transport
Cellular component (GO): membrane
Molecular function (GO): voltage-gated potassium channel activity
Source: RefSeq, a predicted model, not a curated record
AUGAAGAGGAAGGCGAGCGCGAGCGGCCAGAGCGUCACAGCGGGAGCCGUGACCACCAGUCACGCCGGCGGGAAAAGUAGCAGAAGCUGCUUCCCGUUCGUCUCCGCCGCGGCCGCGGGUCUGAAGAGCGACGCCGGCAGCGCAGCCCUGAUGGACGAAGCGGAGGACGGCGACGAGGAGCCCAAGUUCCAGCAAACUCGGCUGCGCCGAGCUGGUGGAAGUGCCAGCAGCGGUGGCGGUAGAGGAGGCAGUAUACGAAUGAAAAACUUCUCGUCGGGAGGGGGAGUCGCGUCGACGCAGAGUAAGAACUUCAACAACAACGAGCUCUGCCUAUUGCAGGGCGAGGGGUCCGCACGUGCCACUUCCGUAACCACCCCAACCGCCGCCAAGCCGCGCCAGGGAGAUGGCGCCGGACGCGGAAGCGCGAACAGAGCUGCGAGCGGGGACGCGUGCACGGGCGCAGCGGUGACCGGUGCGGCUACAAGUGCUUCGGGUGACGGUAGCAGCGGCGCUGCACCCACCACCACAGACAUGAAAUGCAACAAAAACGGAGAAUGCCGGCGUGAUUCUGGCGUGACGGGGAGACAGAGCCCGGUCACCUCCAAGCAGGAGAGACAGAGUGUCGACGAAGUUGGAACUGAGGAUGGGAGUAAGCGACCUGCCUGUAACUCCACAUCCGCCAGCACGGACGGGUCCACCACCGGGUGCCUGGCACAGGGACAGGGGGGCGAGACUGCUUGUCCCGGCAACGCCACCGCUCCGGCUACGAGCACCGUCUCCGAAAAGAAGGACUCCAAGGUCUCCUUCUCGAACGCGCCGAGUAGGAAAGCGUCCUCUUCCGUGCACGGUCCGGGCCAGACCCCGCAGCCCAGGAAUUCUGUCACGUUUCUGAAGUCUGAGGACGGGCCGCCGAUCGUGACCGAGGAUGGGGAGGCGAGGGGCAGCCAGGCUAGCUUCAUGCAGCGCCAGUUAAGCAGCAUGCUGCAGCCAGGAGUGAACAAAUUCUCCCUGCGUAUGUUCGGGAGUCAAAAGGCGGUCGAAAGGGAACAGGAACGGGUUAAGUCCGCAGGCAAUUGGAUAAUUCACCCAUACAGUGAUUUCAGGUUCUACUGGGACUUCACGAUGCUCCUCUUCAUGGUGGGCAACCUGAUCAUCAUCCCGGUGGGCAUCACCUUCUUCAGGGACGAGACCACCACGCCCUGGAUCAUCUUCAACGUGGUGUCGGACACCUUCUUCCUCACCGACCUGGUGCUGAACUUCCGCACGGGCAUCGUGAUCGAGGAAAACGCCGACAUCGUGCUGGAUCCCAAGCGCAUCAAGAGGAAGUACCUGAAGACCUGGUUCAUCGUGGACUUUGUGUCCUCCAUCCCCGUGGAUUACAUCUUCCUGAUCGUGGAGAAGGGCAUGGACUCGGAGGUGUACAAGACGGCCCGCGCCCUGCGCAUCGUGCGCUUCACCAAGAUCCUCAGCCUGCUGCGCCUGCUCCGCCUGUCCCGGCUCAUCCGCUACAUCCACCAGUGGGAGGAGAUCUUCCACAUGACCUAUGACCUGGCCAGCGCGGUGAUGCGGAUCUUUAACCUGAUUGGUAUGAUGCUGCUGCUGUGUCACUGGGACGGCUGUCUGCAGUUCCUGGUGCCCAUGCUGCAGGACUUCCCCGAGGACUGCUGGGUGUCGCUCAACAGGAUGGUGAACGACUCGUGGAGCGAGCUGUACUCCUUCGCCCUGUUCAAGGCCAUGAGCCACAUGCUGUGCAUCGGGUACGGCCGGCAGGCCCCGGAGAGCCUGUCCGACAUCUGGCUGACCAUGCUGAGCAUGAUCGUGGGCGCCACCUGCUACGCCGUGUUCAUCGGCCACGCCACCGCGCUCAUCCAGUCCCUGGACUCCUCCCGCCGCCAGUACCAGGAGAAGUAUAAACAAGUGGAGCAGUACAUGUCCUUCCACAAACUUCCGGCGGACUUCCGGCAGAAGAUCCACGAUUACUACGAGCACCGGUACCAGGGGAAGAUGUUCGACGAGGAGAGCAUCCUGGAGGAACUCAACGAACCACUACGGGAGGAAAUCGUCAACUUUAACUGCAGGAAGCUGGUGGCCUCCAUGCCCCUGUUCGCCAACGCCGAGCCCAACUUCGUCACGGCGAUGCUGACCAAGCUGCGCUUCGAGGUCUUCCAGCCGCGGGACUACAUCAUCCGCGAGGGCACCAUCGGCAAGAAGAUGUACUUCAUCCAGCACGGGGUGGUGAGCGUGCUCACCAAGGGCACCAUGGGAAUGAAGCUCUCCGACGGAUCCUACUUCGGAGAGAUCUGCCUGUUGACCCGAGGCAGGCGCACAGCCAGUGUCCGUGCGGAGACGUACUGUCGGCUGUACUCUCUGUCCGUGGACAACUUCAACGAGGUCCUGGAGGAGUACCCCAUGAUGAGGAGGGCCUUCGAGACCGUGGCCAUCGACCGGCUGGACCGCAUAGGGAAGAAGAACUCCAUCCUGCAGCACAAGGUGCAGCACGACCUGAGCUCGGGCGUCUUCAACAACCACGAGAACGAGAUGAUCCAGGAGAUCGUGAAGUACGACCGGGAGAUGGUGCAGCUGGUGGACCUGCAGCGCUCGCGCGCCAUGUCCAUGACCCCGCCCGCGCACGGCAUCUUCGCCCCGCCGGGCCAGGCCACGCCCGCGGGCGCCUCCGCCAUCGCCAGCCUGCAGCAGGCCGUGGCGCUCAGCUUCUGCCCCCAGGGCAUGAGCCCGCUGGGGGCCCCGGGGCUGGGGGGCCCCGGGCUGGGGGGCCCCGGGCUGCAGUCCCCCCGCCUGGUGCGCCGGUUCCAGGUGCUGCAGAACCUGUCCAGCCCGGCCGCCUCUCCGCUGCAGUGCCUGCAGUUCCCACCGGGGGCAGCGGCCUUCGCCUCGGCCGUGGCCAGCCCCCCCACACAGAGCCCGCUGGCGGCCGGCGGCCGGACCUUCCAGUACGGGCUGGGGCCCCGCGGGGGGUCCCAGCUCUCCCUGGUGCAGCACCACGCCCCCAGCCCCACCCAGCGCUCCGCGCAGAAGAGCCCCCACCCGCUGUCCGGCUCCCAGCUGUCCCUGCCCCAGGAGGGGGCCCCGCCCGCUCCGGCCCCCGCCCCCGCCCCGGGCCCCGCCUCCGCCAGCCCGCCCCCCUCCCCCUACUCCACGGGACACCCCCAAACCCAGACCCCGCCCCCCUCCUCCACCCCAACCUCCGUCGGACCCCCGGGGCUGAGGGGAACCCCCCAGCGCUCCUCCCUGUCCCAUCAGACCCCCCCCUCGCCCCUCUCCGACGCCGCCCUGGAUCCCGGGACCCCCCGGAAGGGCUCGGCGACCAGCCUUCCCGAAACGGACCCGGCCCGAUCCCGGCUGUCCUCCCACUUGUGA